Morchella importuna is the source of this 750-nucleotide messenger RNA. RefSeq lists its product as uncharacterized. The transcript is spliced from 4 exons. The record is from RefSeq and is a predicted model, not a curated record. The coding region runs from base 1 to 750 and encodes 249 amino acids. NCBI's taxonomy places the organism in Eukaryota, Fungi, Ascomycota, Pezizomycetes, Pezizales, Morchellaceae.
AUGUCACAAAAACGUCUUCGCUCCGACUCGGCCGCCUCUACCGACCCAAAUACCUGGACUAUCUUUGAGCCGUCCUCGGCCCCAGAUGCCGAUGGUGACAUUAUUCCCACAAAUCCCCAUGACACUAAACACUCCCGUCAUGCCGUCACCUCGGCCCCAGCAAUAACAUGCUUCCUACCGCCGUCAUGCGCAGCAGGAACCGCAUUUGCUAGCCAUGAGCUGUUUGAGAGUCAUUACGCACAGGCGCAUACCAAUCGCUGCUUAGAGUGUGGGAAAAACUUUCCGAGCGGGAGGUUUCUGGAGCUACAUAUCGCGGAACAUCAUGAUCCGUUGCAGGAAUUGAGAAGGGAGAGGGGUGAGAAGGGGUAUGGGUGCUUUGUGGAGGGGUGUGAGCGGUUUUGUUCAACGCCGCAGAAGAGAAGGAGGCACGUUAUCGAUAAGCACCAUUUCCCUAAGGAAUAUAACUGGGGAAUUGUGCAAUGGGGUAUUGAUAACCAUACAACUUUACUCACUCGUUCCACCACCAAAAAUACUCCUACUACAACCCCAACUACUAGUCCCACUACAGCUGCCACACCAACAACCCCCAAUAAACCACAGAAGCUAGGUGAGGAGGGAAAGCCCUCAUUGGAGAAAGGAAAAGAGGUAAAAGAAGUAGAUAUGCUCGACGUUGCGAACGCCAUGAGUGCCAUGAAGUUAGUGCCGCCUAGUGUUAGGUUUGGUGGGAGAAGAGGAGCUAGCAUGAGAUAG